Messenger RNA from Chiloscyllium plagiosum (whitespotted bambooshark), 1729 nucleotides. It is a transcript of the gene amdhd2, whose product is annotated as amidohydrolase domain containing 2. Gene Ontology annotation, molecular function: N-acetylglucosamine-6-phosphate deacetylase activity. The record is from RefSeq and is a predicted model, not a curated record. Gene Ontology annotation, biological process: N-acetylglucosamine catabolic process. NCBI's taxonomy places the organism in Eukaryota, Metazoa, Chordata, Chondrichthyes, Orectolobiformes, Hemiscylliidae.
ACUUUGGAAAGUGUAAAGGUUAUAGUUCCCUUGAAAGAGAAAGCAGAAUAAUAAUUCCUUUUUUUUGAAAAGGAUGUAAUAAUUGACCUUGGCUCACUUGGUAGCAUUACUUCCUUUGAGUUCAACAGUCAGGGGCUCAAACUCCACUAUGGGUUAGAACAGUGCAGUAACUGGGAGAAGAACUGUCCUUAGUGUGAGAAAAGUCUCAUAAACCUGCCUGUGGAGUUUAACAAUUUCAUUGGGGGAACUUCCUUCUUCCUUUAAAAAUGCCAUCCAAUAAAUCAGUGUCCGAUGCCCCAAUUACACAGUUCCUGAACUGUCAUAUUCUAAAGGAUCACACGCUACAGAGGGAGGACCUUUGGGUCCGUGAGGGGAAGAUCCUCAACCCGGAGAAGCUGUUCUUUGAUGAGAAAGGUUAUGCUGAUGUUCAGAUUGAUUGUAAGGGCAGCAUCAUUGCCCCGGGCUUUAUCGACACGCAGAUCAAUGGGGGAUAUGGAAUUGACUUCUCAUCAGCCACAGAUGAUAUGAAAUGUGGGGUGUCCAUGGUCGCUCGAAGGCUGCUUUCCACUGGAGUGACCUCCUUCUGUCCAACACUUGUGACCUCCCCAGUCUCUGUCUACCAUCAGGUUAUUCCUCAAAUUGAGGUACAGGAUGGUGGUCCUAAGGGAGCAGGGAUUUUGGGUCUACACCUGGAGGGGCCAUUCAUUAGCAAAGAGAAGAAGGGUGCACACCCUGAUCAAUAUCUGCAAACGUUCGAAAAGCACGGGUUCCAGGAUUUAUUGGAUACAUACGGCUCCCUGGACAACGUCCGAAUCGUCACAUUGGCUCCUGAACUCAACAGGAGUGAAGAGGUUAUCAGGGAACUGGUCAGACGCGGGAUCUGCGUCUCACUGGGACAUUCUGUCUCCAACCUGUCACAAGCCGAAGCUGCGGUGAAACAAGGAGCCACCUUUAUCACCCACCUCUUCAACGCUAUGCUGCCGUUCCACCACCGCGAUCCAGGAAUUGUGGGCCUUCUGACUAGCAAUGAGAUUCCUGCUGGACAGUCCAUAUUCUAUGGAAUGAUUGCUGAUGGGAUUCAUACAAAUCCUGCAGCUUUGAGGAUUGCUUAUCGAGCACAUCCCACAGGGUUGGUACUGGUGACAGAUGCAAUCAUGGCGAUGGGACUUCCAGCAGGACGACACACAUUGGGGCAGCAGGUAAUCGAGAUUGAUGGGCUACAUGCCUAUGUUGCAGGGACCAAGACACUGAGUGGGAGCAUUGCUACAAUGGAUAUGUGUGUCCGACACCUCUGGCAGGUUGCAGGCUGUUCAAUGGAGCAUGCGCUGGAAGCUGCUUCACUUCGUCCUGCUGAGCUCCUUGGGAUUUCACAGACAAAGGGAACCCUGGAGUAUGGCACUGAUGCAGACCUGGUGCUGAUGGAUAAGGAGCUAAAUGUCAAAGCAACGUACAUCGCAGGAGAAUGGGUGUGGAAACACUGUAAGGUUGCAAAUGAGUUGGAAAUGGGCAGUGAAUAACAUGUCGGCCCAAUAUGAGCAAGUGACAUCUGAGACUGAGUGAUCAUUUCUGGCUGGCUGGAUGAAUAGAACAUUGAACUCGUAUACACUGGACACCAGGUUCACACUGCCCACAGGCACAUUCACCAUUCUCAACCUCUAAGGUUUUCACCCAUCUGUGCAUUUACCUCAACUGUGCUAAAUUUUCAGCAUAAAGUACCUGCCUCUGUUGA